AUGGGUAGCGAUUCCAAGUCGACGGCCCGACGGCCCAACUUUCUGUUCAUUCUGGCCGAUGAUCUGGGAUUUACAGAUGUUGGCUGCUAUGGAAGUGAAAUUCACACGCCUAACAUUGAUCAAUUGGCCUCGGAGGGCAUUCGCAUGCUCAACCACCAUGCCGCUGCCGCUUGCUCGCCCACGCGCGCAAUGCUUCUCAGCGGAACUGAUGCUCACCUCGGUGUUUUGAAUUUCCUGACUAAAGUGUCCGUCAUGGGGAAUAAGAUCGUGGGUGCCAUUCACAAGUAUUACGACAACUCAUAUGAAAACCUUGGAUCGUUCAACUCCUUUAGCUGGCUCGGACCGCUGUGGGCGCAGGCCUCCACUGCCCCCUCCCGACUGUUCAAAUCCUACCCAUCUCAAGGAGGUAUCCUCGUCCCUCGCGUCAUAAAGCCACCCACCAACACGUUCCUAUCAAGUUACACGGCGGGACUUGGCAGGUGUCCCGGCUCCCCUGCUUUGGAAACCAACACCUCGGUUCGCAAAAUGGCAGCCUUCCGAGGCAAGGAGGUCCACGCCAUACGGGGUAAAUCAUGGGUCCCACUCUUUACCCAAGGGAAGAAGGUUGAGGAAGACGAGAUGUCGAUUCAUAGAAUCGAGAUAUCCCAGAUCCAUAUUGCCAUCUUCUGA
Penicillium maclennaniae is the source of this 669-nucleotide messenger RNA. RefSeq lists its product as uncharacterized. The record is from RefSeq and is a predicted model, not a curated record. The coding region runs from base 1 to 669 and encodes 222 amino acids. The transcript is spliced from 5 exons. Gene Ontology annotation, molecular function: arylsulfatase activity. Lineage: Eukaryota; Fungi; Ascomycota; Eurotiomycetes; Eurotiales; Aspergillaceae.